CUCUUAGCCGGACCUCGAGACAUGUGGCUGAGACUUUCUGAAAGCUGCGUUCCGUUUCUGGCCAAAAACACUUCCCACAUAGUGCGAUUCGUCAGCAUUUCAUUGCAGGAGUUUGAACUAUAAAAACGGUCUACUAAGUGCAAACCAGCCGCAGUUGCACUCAAAGUGGUGAUCAGGACAGGCCAGGGCCGGACAUGACUGGAGCUGGAAGUGGCGGCCAGGGCCCGCCCGAUGGGACGGAUGCUGAGGAGGCCGAGAGAUGUCCUAUCUGUCUGGGCGUCCUGGCUGGAGGCGAGCUCGCCAUGCCUGACAGCUGCUGCCACGUCUUCUGCCUCAGAUGCCUCCUCACAUGGGCAGAGUUACAGAUGGCUCCUUCCUGCCCGGUGGACAGAAGACCUUUCACCAAUGUUUACAGAUGGGAUGGGAAUCUCAGCUGCGUCCAGGUUCCUGUGAGGAAACGAGCGACUCAGCUUGAAGCUGAGAGUUGCUGCUGUAGAAACCCCGAACAGAAAGUCUGUCUCAAAAGUAAGCCCGCAAGAAGACUGAGACGGCAAAAAGUGCAAAGGACGGCAGACGCCAAAACAAAAGGACUUGUGAGGAAAUGUAACGAUGAGGACCCCUCCUCUCUGAGCAGAAAGAAGGUGAGAGGAACAGAGUGCUGCACUUGGUCACCGUCUCCCUGUGUCUCAUUAACAACCACAUCAGCACAGGACGUUGCAGAGCCUGUUUGGGUGACAGAGGACAUACCAUAUGACACUGGUUUCAAACAGUGCAAACCCCAAGCACAAGACUGUCCCUGGCUGUCUCCUGCUGCUCCAGUCCCUGCUAAUGGCACCUCAAGGCAGAGUUUCCAUCCUGCUGAUUGGAACCACAGCCCGUUUCCAUUUGGACUCUGCUCAUCUCCCUUUACCUCCGGCUCACUGUUUGGCCAUGGCCAUUUUGUGUUUGAGGGUGUUGUCUGCGCCAUCACAUGUCCCAAAGGAGGAGAGAAGAGAAGCAGCCGAGCCUCAACCUCCAAAGCUCCCACCAAAGAGGCUGAGUCUCUACCGACCAGGCGAUCUGGACGCAACAGUAAAAGCCAGGAAGAGACCCCUGCAUCUGACCCUUCAUCACCGCCUCAGUCCAGUUCAUCAGACUCUGACUCAUCUACCAGCCAGUCCACCAAGCCGGCCAGGACUUCUCAGGCACCAGCCAAGAGGAAGGGUAAACAGGUGACAAACCGAAAGGCCAGCGGUAAAAGGAAAGCCACAACAAGAAAAAAACGCUCUCCAGAACUCGUUAGCAGUCCGGCAGCAAGUGAGGAGGAGGAGGAAGAGGGUGAUGGAGGUGACAGCAGGGAGAAGGACGAGGAAGAAGAUAAAACUGAUAAAGAGCAGGAUACAAACAAUUCAGAGCUGCAAGAGUCUGAUGCUGAGGGGAGCGUCAGUGCAGACCAGGAUGGUUUCAACUCUGCUGAUGAGCAAAGAGGUGCAGAAUCUCUGACUAAUGAUGUGGGACAGGACAGUGAUGAGACUCAGGAAGAACCCAAUGAACCUGAACAAGACGAGAAACCGGGUGAGGAAGAUGAUGACUUAUCUUGUCCCUCACACUCAGCUCCUAACAGCCCUGGCUCAUGCUCUGAGGACGACCAGAGCAGAAGAGAGGUGGAAGAGCCAGCCAGCCCUGUUUCCUUUGGAGACAACGACUCUGAGAAGAGGAGUUCUCCUUCACCCUCUGACCCUCAGAGUGCUCUGCUGGAAGACCAGACAUCUCCACACUGUGACGAGCAAAGUGAGCAGCAUGACGAAAUGGAGAUUUGUGAGGAGUCAGAAGAAGCCAACAGUGACGAGUCGUCAAAGGUUGAAUCAUGUGAGAACUUGGCGCAGCCUUGUUCUCUCUCUGCACAAGAGUCAGAGGAAAAAGUAUCUGACCCAGAAACAAAAGCUUCUGAGGACACUGAUACAAAAAUGUUUGGAUCUGAAGAGCCUUCGCAUGUUGACAGUUCCGGGGAAGGAGACAAGGAUGAAAGUCAACCCAUGGAUGACACUAACGUUGUCCCCAUGGACUGCAGUUCACCCAUGAGUGUACAUGAUAACAACCCCAUUUUGGAACUACCAAAGGGAAGUGCUGACCCAGCUGCUCCAGGACCCCCUCCUUCUGAAAGCCAAGUCGCCAAAGACGAGAGCAGCAAGGACCAACGGGAGAGGGAGAAGAGCCAAGAGAGGAAGAACGGCAGGCAGCGGCGCUCCCGCUUCCACUCGCCAACCUCCACCUGGUCACCUAAGAGGGACUCCAAGAGAGAAUCAUCCAGGCGCUCGCGCUCACGGUCUAGAGAGCGUGACGGCAGCCCGCCCUCUCGCCGCUCUUCUCAGGCUCGUAGCAGAGAAAGAGACAGGGACCAGGACAAUGAGAGAGACUAUUCUAGAAGGGACCGUAGUCGUGAGAGGAGGAGACGGCGUUCAAGGAGUCGCUCUAGAUCCAGGUCUCGCUCGCGGUCUAGGUCUCGAUCCAGAACAAGGUCCUACAGACGGGGGCCCAGCCCUGAAUGGUCCAAAGACCAGUCUCCUCAGAGGAAAGAGCGUAGGGGCGGUUGGAGGUCUGGACAGGGCAGCGGGUCUGGUGGUGAAGGACGGCGGUAUCAUGGAGGCUCUGGCCGCUUUGAAAAUGGUGUGCCUACAGAAGGUUCCCCUGAUCGCCAGGGUUGGACAGACAAUCCUGACUGGGUUACAGAAAAGUCUCGUGGUGAAGCUGAGGGCAGGAACCGGGACUUUGGCUUCACAGGCAGCUCACGCUGGGAAGACCACCGCAACAGUGGCGGGAACAGGGGAGAACCACGGGGCCGGGGUGGCCGCGGAGGGUUUGAACACAGCCGAGGUUCAGGGCGGGGCGGUGGCGGCAGCCGUAGCUUCUACAGUCAGCAGGAGGACACAUCGGAAAACCGCUGGCAGUCCAGAAACAACUUCUCAGGUACAGGCAACAAUUCAGGGAAUGACGCGUACAGCCGCUUCAACGAAAACCGGGGCGGUGGCCGGAGGAAAGAAUCUGAGCCAAGUGACUCUUUGCUCGACCGGUCCGGAUGGUCAUCAGCGUCCAGCUGGGCUGUCAGGAGGACACUACCUGCUGACGUUCAGGACUAUUACUCCAAGAGGGAGAGAGGAGGACCAGGAGGCUGGAACCGACAAGAGGAGGAGCAGCAGCCAGCAGCAGCAGAUCCCCCUAAGAGUGAACCUCCUUCCCAGGCAGUCCCGGGUAACGCUCCGGUGCCUGUGAUGAGCGUGAUUCCUCCUCAUCCUCCGCAGCUGAAUGUUCUUCACCAUCACUACUCGAUGCAAGGCCCGCGAGGAGCCCUGCCUGUCAGCUUGCAGCCUGCAGCCCAGUACCCAAUUCCUCCUCAGGUCCCCGUGCACCUCCACCCUGCUGUGCCAAUGCUUCAGGUGCCCGCAGUCGGCGCUCAGGUCCUCCCACCUCCUCCCCCACCGCCUCCACCCAUGCAACAAGGCAGCCAGACUGCAGCAGCUCAGCCUGAUGGCCAUAUGGCUCAGAUGGCGAGUACCAUGGUGGGUUAUGGGAAAUCCGCCCUGCUUCCCACCCCUACCAAAGCUGGUGUUGCCACAGUGACCCAGGGACAGCCAGCACCCAGCCAGGUGCUGCCAUCCUCUACAACUCAGCCUGGUCAUAACAAGGCUCAGGCCGACAGCUCCAAAAAAGAAAAGAAACAACAGAUCCAAGAGAAAGCUAUAAAUGAAGUGAAGACAGCCAUCAAACCUUUUUACCAAAAGAAGGAAAUCACCAAGGAGGAGUACAAGGAGAUUGUCCGCAAAGCGGUAGAGAAGGUGUGUCACAGCAAGAGUGGUGAGGUGAACUCCAGUAAGGUGGCCAACCUGGUGAAGGCCUACGUGGACAAAUACAAGCACGCCCGCAAGAAGUGAAUCUCUGCCCUGCUGCUGGCGUGGCGAUGCCCUCGCUGACCCAUUCAGCUGCUCAAGUGCAAUUUCCUCAAGCUGGAAUUUGGCCUCCAAACUGAAAAGAUGACGGAGAGCCAGCAUUUUCUUUUUUUGAUAUCUGUACCUUUUACUGAAUGAUGAAGAUUUUUUUCUAUAGAUUUUCAUAUUUUGUUAGAAAAAGAAUGACCCAAUCAGAAAUUGUAAUGCAAGAGCCCUUUAUUUUGCAUAGAUCAUGUGGCUUGGGAACUACUGUAAGGAGCGCAGGGUAGCGUGGGGCGGGGGAGUUGGGGUGGGGGGGGGUGGGGGGGGGGGGUGGGAAUGGUUGAUACUAAAGAUGCAACGCUCAGUGAACGACGCCAGCCCAUGCAGUGGAGAUUGUCUCCCAGGGUUCCGGCUGGUACGAUGAAUUUCUUCUCCAUGGCAUCCUGAUCGCAUAGCUUAUUAAUUGAAUAUUGUCAAUGUUCCUUUUUUUUUUUUUAUUAUUAUUAUAUAAUAUUUCAGAGGAAAACCUAGUUUAAAAAACAGUGCAUUGCCUUUAUUAAUCUCUGUGGCCCAGUGACGGGCUGGAAUCUGAUGAGUGUGAUUGUAAUCAGGGCCCUGAUUGGUUGAGGAGACGCUAAGUGGGAUGGCCAAUCAGCAGUGAGUGUGUGAUGUGAGGCGCAGGUCCCAGGGGGACCAGCAGAUCAGGUGAAAUUGACCCCACACCCUGCCUGAAUGUGUAAUAAAUGUCAAUGCGUGAAACAGGAACUUGUGCAAAGGAUCCAGAGAGUAGUGAAAUAAAUUAGCUGCUUCCUGAUGCUCCGUGUGUUUGUUAGAGGCCUCGCAUGCAGGAGGGCGACGCCUCCGGAUCACAUUUUAUAGAUUGGAGGGUUUCCUUCCUCUGACAGUACAUCUUCACUUUGUCUUCAUCUUUGAGCUGUGGUCUUGUUUUUGGAUUGCAUCACCUUUCGGAACAGUGGCUGGUUCUGUGGCGUGUGUGUGUGUGUGUGUGUGUGUGUGUGUGUGUGUGUGUGUGUGUGUGUGUGUGUGUGUGUGUGUGUGUGUGUGUGUGUGUGUGUGUGUGUGUGUGUGUGUGUGUCUGAAUGAGGUUCGUCUGUCCCUCAAAUUAUCCAAGGAAAGUACAACCAGGCAUCAUUAAAAGCUUCUAUGAAACAGGUGAAGAGUAUGUCGGAGCACUGUUACAAUAUAUGGUAUUAAUCAUAUGAGACAAGUUUAAAAAAAAAACAAAAAACUUUAGGUAUUUACAUGGAAAUGUCAGCAACUACUGCUUUUAACCAACACAAUUAUAAAGUACUUAGUACUUAGUACUUAAACUACUAGUAUUUCCACCCACACAAGUCUUUUGUAACAACGUUGACCUCAGGUUCUCAGGCUGCUGUGUUGGGAAUCACAUGAUGUUACAGGACACCGCUAACUAAUAAGAAUAUGUUGGGGUUUUGUUGUUGUUGUUGUUGUUGUGCACAACAAACAGUUUUAGGUCUUUUUCAGAUUGAGACACUUUUAAAAACAGGUUUUUCUCUAUCAAAUGAACAACAGCUACGUUCUGUAAAAAUGCCCCAGUGAGCCAGUAUGCACACGUCUACCAGGACCCUGAGCCUGAAGCAGCUAAAUGGAAUACAGCCAUGUUAAAUCUACUUGUUUACACCUGUGCUUGUCCUACUGUGACAUGUCAAACUAUCCCCAGUGCUUAAAAAAAAAAAAGAAAAAGAAAGAAAUAAUUAGCUGCAGUGAAGCUGAUGAGAGAGUUGGGCAGAUGUGAGUCGUACACGUCCACACGGUCCUGAGCUGAGGUCCAAUCAGCCAGUGGAGUGAAAUCACUUGUGUGGGUUCGUCAUGGUCGUCAGUGACAGUGCAAUGAUUCAGGUGUGUAAUGUGGUAGCACAGUGACAAAUAUGAAAAGUGAGCAUAGGCAUGAGUGUAAUAAUUUGUACAUAGUUAUAGAAUAGUUUGUCAAGUGUAUAUUUCUCUGGUAUGAUCCUUUGCAAACAUAUCAUGAAGUAUUUAUACUAAAUAGAACACACCCUGUGUUUCUUCAGACUGGUUAUACUAUCAGUUAGUUUUUGUUUUAUUUUUCUUUAUCAAUUAGAGUUAAAUAGUUAAUAAGUUGUAAGAGAAUGAUCAGCCAUUUUGGUAAAGGAUUAGUUGUUUGGGUAUUUUUUUAAGCCGAUUGUCAGACAUGCUCUGGCUGCAGAUGUGUGAGCAUGUGAUUCUUCUCCUUUGUCAUAUAUAACAGUGCAAUGACAUCUAUGGGUUUUGAAUAAAUCACACUGGGUUCUGGGAAAUGACAGUGGACAUUUGUCACUAUUUUAUGGACGAAACCGUUAAUUGAGUGAAUAAUCAGAAGGUUAAUGGUUGAACUGAAAAGGAUUCGUUGCUGUCCCAGUGGAGGUGUGUCCUCUGGUGACCACUAGGGAGCAGUGUUGUCAAGUGGAGAGUGAUUUUCCUCCCAGAGGAGAGAGAGCUUCAUUUUAAAUUCAGCACCUCAGUCAUGUUUGAUUAGAUUCCCUGUUAGUUUGCAUUUGGAUCAUUGAUUACAACCACAGUUAUGACAGCAUCUUCCUUUAUGUGAUGAAGGCACGGAGUAACUGCAUAGAUAUUCAUUUUAUAGAGAGGUGGAGCUAAGAGGGGUCGCGGCCUCUGCUGAGGUGGACUAUAAGUCUGAAAUCCACCUGACCAGAUGUUUUAAAGUCCCUGUUAGCUGCGUGAUGGAGGAUGUGGUACAGAUCCACUGAGUAACACUCCAGAUCGGUCUAAAUGUUUUAUGUCCUCAUGAACCGCAGUCAUGAAUAAAUAGGAAAGAUUUAUUUUUGUCUCUCCUGUAUUCUUCUACAGAAGAGAUUGAAAGGCAUUUUCUUUCCAUAACUAUGCAGUUCAUACUUUUUUAAAAUCAUAUUUGUGUUAUGUUUAAUUAAUAAUGAUCCUCAGCUGCCUUUGUUAAGAUUAACAAGCAUUCAGACAGUCACCUGACCAGGUGUUUGCACACAGAAAAAGAAGCUGACACAGGACACAAAGAGCAGCAACAGUCCAUGCUAUAGAUUAUCUUUGUUUUUAAUUGGACAUUAAUUACAGGAUAUACAUAGUGUUUCAUUGAAACAAGAGUGUAACACUGGUGGGCAAAGCUCUCUUUGCUCCUGAGGUCAAGAGAUGGCUGACGUACUCUCUAACCAAGAUGUGCGUAAAGUACUUUUUAGUUGGUGUUCAGAGGGUCC
Toxotes jaculatrix (banded archerfish) is the source of this 7132-nucleotide messenger RNA. RefSeq names its product SR-related CTD-associated factor 11 (gene scaf11). The coding region runs from base 195 to 3908 and encodes 1237 amino acids. Gene Ontology annotation, molecular function: RNA binding. Gene Ontology annotation, biological process: spliceosomal complex assembly. The transcript is spliced from 15 exons. NCBI's taxonomy places the organism in Eukaryota, Metazoa, Chordata, Actinopteri, Toxotidae. The record is from RefSeq and is a predicted model, not a curated record.